AUGACCGAGUCCGAGAAAGAUGGUGUCCCAGACUUCCCGGUUUGGGGGGCUCGAAACCGGGGCAGUCGAGAGAUUUCGUUCUCGGUUUGUCGCGCCGCUUGCAUAAAUUUGUCUAUCUGGCGUGAAAAAGCGCGCAAUGUGAAGAGUAUAGACUUCCCGGUUUGGGGCGCUCGAAACAGGGCGAUUACGAAGAUCGCGCAGACGGGCUCGAGGGCUAGCUUCGAGGCAAAGGCAGCGGCUGAACUCAAAGAGUACGCGCGAAAGGCCGACUCCAAAGGGUGGAAGGUCUGUGACGGCAACCUGAAGUGCCUUGUGCAGAGUGCCCGUCAUCCUGCGGGAUGCCCGGAUGCCCUGCACUGCGGGUGGCCAAAGGCCGUGGAGUUGGCCGCAGCACAUAGGCCAACGCCAGACAGCUUGCGUUUGCUGCUGGUGACUUGCCGCCCGGCCAGACACAUUUGGUUUGUAAAAGGCUCGCUUUCCGGGGAUCCCCUAAAACGUCCUGUUCCUGGAGAUGCCUAG
Molecule: messenger RNA, 519 nt
Organism: Symbiodinium natans
Lineage: Eukaryota; Dinophyceae; Suessiales; Symbiodiniaceae
Source: the annotation of a GenBank genome assembly